Messenger RNA from Lolium rigidum, 429 nucleotides. Its product is annotated as probable 2-oxoglutarate-dependent dioxygenase AOP1. The record is from RefSeq and is a predicted model, not a curated record. The transcript has 2 exons. Lineage: Eukaryota; Viridiplantae; Streptophyta; Magnoliopsida; Poales; Poaceae. Gene Ontology annotation, molecular function: dioxygenase activity. Bases 1 to 429 code for a protein of 142 amino acids.
AUGCCCCGCGCACGCCGCUCCUGCGCGCGGACAGCCGAGCACGUGGACGGGAGCUACCUGACCGUGCUGUUCCAGAACGACGUGGACGGCUUCGAGCUGAAGACGAGGAGCGGCGGCGACUGGGUGAGGGUGCGCCCUGCAGGCCCCGACUCCCUACUCGUCAUCGCCGGCCAGCCACUGGUGGCUUGGAGCAACGGGAGGGUGCACGCGCCGUUGCACAGGGUGGCCGUCGGCGGGCGUGAGGACCGGCUGUCCUGCGGCGUGUUCCUGCUGCCGAGCAAGGACCUCGUCGUCGUCGACGCGCCACCGGAGCUGGUCACCGCGGACGCACCGCGCCGGUUCAGGCCGUUCGCUUACAUGGACUACCUCAGGUUCAAGCACGCCGCCGGCAACGGCGAGGACGUGCUCGACCGCUUCGCCGGGAUGUAA